AUGGCCUCGCUCCGGUCCUGCAGCGCGCCGCUCCGUCGGCUUGCUGCCACGCGCAGCUCGACCCUCGGCGCCGUCCGCUACUCCUCCAACAGCAGCUCGACCUCGGCCAUUGCCUACAAGGCCCUGCGAAACCGCUCUGCGCCUUUGCCCGUCACCAACGCGCCGCCCGCGUGGUCGGCCCAGGCCGCCGUGUCCAACAUUCUCUACGAGACGCCGACGCCGUCCAUGGCCCCGCCCAAGCGACACAUUCUCAACUGCCUCGUCCAGAACGAGCCCGGUGUGCUGUCCCGCCUGUCCGGGAUUCUCGCCGCCCGCGGCUUCAACAUCGACUCGCUCGUCGUCUGCAACACCGAGGUCGAGGACCUGUCCCGCAUGACGAUUGUCCUGACGGGUCAGGAUGGAGUUGUCGAGCAAGCGCGACGCCAGCUCGAGGACCUCGUGCCUGUCUGGGCUGUGCUGGACUACAGCAAUGCUGCCCUCGUCCAGCGCGAGCUGCUUCUUGCCAAGAUCAACAUUCUCGGACCCGAGUACUUCGAGGAGCUCCUGGCCCACCACCGCGAGAUGACGGCUGGCGAGCCCGAGUCCCCGGAAGGCAUUGAGCGACAGACGCGCUCCCUGGAGGAGACCGCCCAAGACUUCCACCCCAGCAAGCUCGCUGCCAGUGAGGCCCUGCGACACAAGCACGAGCACUUGAAGACCAUCACCUACUUCACCCACCAGUUCGGCGGCAAGGUCCUCGAUAUUAGCACCAUCAGCUGCAUCGUGGAACUGUCUGCCAAGCAGUCGAGGAUCGACUCUUUCCUGAAGCUUGUGGCUCCCUUCGGCAUCCUCGAGUCGGCUCGCACUGGCUUGAUGGCCCUGCCCCGAUCGCCCCUUCACGGCCCCAGCGAGGAGCCCCUGGUCAAGGAGGCCGAUGAGGUUGUCGAUAUCAGCCAGCUGCCCCCCGGUUAA
Messenger RNA from Purpureocillium lilacinum, 951 nucleotides. Its product is annotated as acetolactate synthase, regulatory subunit. The record is from RefSeq and is a predicted model, not a curated record. Gene Ontology annotation, molecular function: acetolactate synthase regulator activity. Gene Ontology annotation, cellular component: acetolactate synthase complex; mitochondrial nucleoid. NCBI's taxonomy places the organism in Eukaryota, Fungi, Ascomycota, Sordariomycetes, Hypocreales, Ophiocordycipitaceae. Gene Ontology annotation, biological process: branched-chain amino acid biosynthetic process.